Cynara cardunculus var. scolymus (artichoke) is the source of this 1369-nucleotide messenger RNA. RefSeq names its product embryonic stem cell-specific 5-hydroxymethylcytosine-binding protein. Gene Ontology annotation, molecular function: single-stranded DNA binding. Bases 129 to 1211 code for a protein of 360 amino acids. Gene Ontology annotation, biological process: DNA damage response. The record is from RefSeq and is a predicted model, not a curated record. NCBI's taxonomy places the organism in Eukaryota, Viridiplantae, Streptophyta, Magnoliopsida, Asterales, Asteraceae. The transcript is spliced from 8 exons.
AUAUAUUUCCUUAUCAGAACCCUACUUACGUUCCCGCCUUACUUCGAUUGACCACUACUCCCAGACAGUGAACAGACGGUGGAGGACGACGAAGUUCACACACAUAGGCGACAUAGCAAUAUUGAAUCAUGUGCGGCCGUUGUCGAUGUUCUCUCCGGCCAGACGAUAUCCCUCGCUCUUGCAAUCUCGGUAACCGCCCCGUCCGUUUCGUCGAUACAGACCGGUAUCGUCCGGCAUAUAAUGUUUCUCCUGGAUCAAACUUGCCUGUCGUUCGAAGAGCCCUGGGAGCAGAUGGUGAAGAAGUUGUUGUGCAGUGUAUGAAAUGGGGGCUUAUUCCAAGUUUCACUAAGAAGACUGAAAAACCUGACUAUUACAGGAUGUUCAAUGCUCGAUCGGAGUCAAUAGGUGAAAAAGCUUCCUUCCGCCGUCUUGUUCCUGCAAAUAGGUGUCUGGUUGUAGUGGAAGGAUUUUACGAGUGGAAGAAAGAUGGGUCGAAAAAGCAGCCGUACUAUAUUUAUCUGAAGGAUGAACGCCCCCUUGUAUUUGCUGCUCUGUAUGAUUCUUGGAAAAACUCUGAAGGGGAGAUUCAAUACACCUUCACUAUUUUGACUACAAGUUCUUCGUCAGCCCUUGGUUGGCUGCAUGACAGGAUGCCUGUUAUAUUAGGGAAUAAGGGAUCGACUGAUGAAUGGUUAGAUGGACAUUCGUCUUCCAAGUUUGAUUCAUUACUUAAGCCAUAUGAGGAGCUAGACUUGGUUUGGUACCCCGUGACACCUGCAAUGGGCAAGCCUUCUUUUGAUGGACCAGAGUGUAUCAAGGAGAUUCAAAUAAAGACCAACGAAACAAAACCAAUCUCAAUGUUCUUUGCAAAGAGCACUAAAACGGAAAAUCAAUCAGAGCCUUACAUUAUAACUGCACAUAAAAAGCCUGCCAUAACUGAAAAGCCACAAAGCCUAAAAGAGGAACCUGCCACUGUAGACUGCAUCGACCACCAAUCACAUUCGGACAAAGUUUGUGAUGAAUCAAAGUCUAAUGUCUCCACACCAACUUCUGUUUCCGACACUUCGCAUCUCAAGCGUGAGUAUGAUGAGUAUAGAAAACCAUCCGUUGAUGAAGCUGACAAGCAGUAUCCAAGCCCAGCUAAAAGGAAGGCCAUAAAGAGUGCUGGUGAUAAACAGAAAACACUAUUCUCUUAUUUUGGCAAAGGUUAGUCCUUACUUUUAGCAGAUAGUGUAAAUAGACUCGUAUUAGAGAGUGGAUUUUUGCCAUCCUUUUGUUGUAGCAAUUAACUCUUAUCGCUCUAGCUUAACUAAGGAUACCAUCGUCAGAUGUAACCGCUGUUUUGUUUAUACUUUAUGUGAGAUAUGUG